UCUUCAGUGUUCACUUUCAAAAGCGUUCUAGCGUUGCUUCAAUGAACGCGCCAGCCUCGAUGUCACUCGUCGGCGGUGACGGAGCACGCUUCAUUUCUGCACGAUCCGUGCCGCGCGUUGGAAAAACCGCAUCUCGCCAAAGCGCGUGGAAAGCUACUUGUAUAUUUUACACGCGGCAAAAGUGCUUCUUCGUGCGCUGACUUGGUUGCUUUUUCUCUUCCGUCUUUCUGGGACUUCGAAUGUCAGUGGAAUAUUUAGAAAUACAACGAUUGUUUAACUCUCUCCUUCGGUCUCGUAAAGACGUCGCCUCUUUUUUUGGGGGCUCUUGGCUGGAGGUUCACCGGAAUAUAAGCGCAGUGAGUUUGAGCAGUGAAGGGGCAUUCCUCGCGCCGCACUCCAGACGCUUUCGGAUCUUGACCGCGCACUGCAGCAACGGCCAAUCCGUCUAAUAUAUCCACACAUCAGCGCGCUGGACGUGCAGGUUUGCUGGCUAUAAAGUUAAAAAAUAACGUUUUUAUGAGUCGUAACCAAUGAAUGUGAUGUUAAACAAUAGCAUUUUCCUCAAAAAUUGCAUUUUAGUGAGAGAAGUCACAUCAACGCGAUGUGAAUUUGACAUUUUUCGGAGCUUUUCUCUGUGAGAGAACGUUUUUUCCGUUACGAUGCACUUCGAAUAACCGACUCUUUCCUGCUCGCGCUCGUUUUUAUCGUGUUUAAUAACGAUGGCCAACGAAAUUCGCUAUGACAAUCGGAAUAUUGUGGAGAAAUACAUCAAUCAUAAACUUUCAAAGAGGGGAUAUGUGUGGAAAUCCCAAUCUUCUGGGGAGGACGAUGACACCGUCAAUAAAGGAGUAGAGGAGUCGGACUCCUCUCUAAACUCUGACAGGAGGCUUCAGGCUCCCUCAGCCGGAGGGGGGAACAACUCCGAAUGCCUGAUAGCGCACCGGGUCACUCGUUCAGACCCUUAUUCGAGGAUCUACCGGGCGUUACGCGAGGCUGGAGACCAGAUAGAAAGGAUGUACCAGCGUGAAUUUGAGGAGAUGUCCCACCACAUGGUAUUCAACCCCAAUGCGGCACAACGCAGCUUCUUAGCUGUGGCCGAAGAGCUCUUUAAAGACGGAGUGAACUGGGGGCGGAUCAUCGCUUUCUUCGAGUUUGGUGGGACCAUGUGUGUGGAGAGCGUCAACCGGGAGAUGGCGUCCCAGGUAGAUAAUAUUGCACACUGGAUGACAGACUACCUGAACGGGCCACUGGAAAACUGGAUCGAGGAAAAUGGAGGCUGGGAUGCCUUUGUGGAGUUGUAUGGUCAGCAGAGAGACUCUAUGUUCCACCCAUUGUCGUACCUAACGAAAGUACUUGGAUUGGCAGCGCUGGGCUUGGCAGGAGUGACCAUCGGAGCCUUUUUCGCUCAGAAGUGACAGCUCUACGGCUCUCUUCACCAAACUGAAUCUCACUUUCUCUGCCUGUCUCUCCUCUUCAGCUUAUCAAAGCAUCUUUCAGCGCCGCACUGCCCCGCUAAGCCCAGCACCAGUGCCCUUCAAAGGCCGCCGCUGAUCCGACGCCCCUCCAGCCACGGGAGCUGCGGCGCUCACGCUCUUUCACCCUCUCUGGAGUGAAGAAAACGCAAAGAAAAAGAAUACAGAAUGAGGACUCGCAGGAACGCUCUUACACUUUGACUAUGAUGCUCGUCACUGCCAUGUACAGUUGCACUCGCACGGAGAUCAACACACAAAACACGUCCACACACUUGCUCACAUACUUCACAUGGAUGCAAAAAUACAAAAAAAAAGAACGUUUUAUCUUUAAAGUUUGUUUCUUAUUUACGAAACGAGUACAAGGAGAUUUUUAAACUUAAGAUUGUGCUUUUCUGACAUUUUGAUAUCAGGUUUUUUGGCGUUUUGUAGCAUGAAUCAAAAAAAAGACAGGGGAAAAUAAAAAAGUUUGCCGGCGUGAAUGUAAAUAACUUCUCCACUAUGUGCAUGUGUGGAGGAAGACUCUUUUAGCUACUUUUUUAUUGCAUGAUGGCAUUUUGAACUCGACCACCCACCCUUUCUGUGUUGAUUCGGGGUGUUUUUAUUUUUUUGGUUUUGUUUAUUUCUGUCUCUCACUCCAUUGGAUGGACCUCUGGAGAUCUCCCGUCAAACCAACAGAUGUUGAGCAUUCCUCAUUAAAAAGUUCCUCUUUGAUUUGCUCUGUGUCUUACUGUUUGGUGAGCACAAAGAAUGUGCCGACAACCAAACCAAAGCGGCUAUCAUGAUGUAAUCGGGUCGUGGAGUUGUCCGACCCAAAUUGCCCCUUGUGAAUGUAAAGACUGGAAUUUUGGCUUUUGAAAGGAUUUUCCAUUGUAUAGUUAUACAUAUGCAUUUUUUUUUGUAUAUAAUUUUUGUUUUGAUUUGAAAAGAGCAAUUUUGAGGGUAUUGUGUACGUCUAAUGUCCGUGUACAUGUAGUAUGAGUGACCAUCUGUAAAUAGAUUGUGUUGAGAGAGCAGAACUUGGCUGGUGGAGAACGCGGGCUGCCCGCCACUUCUGUUCAGCCCGGCCAGGUGUGCAAAUGAUGAAACGGGCAGGUGGCAGCUGGGAACAGAAGUUCAUUCAGGCUGGCAUGAUAGGCAUGCAGGCCAGUGGGGCUUUGAAAAGACUUCGUACACAACGAACUAUGUAAUACACGGCCCAGGUGUAUCACUUUUCCCUCCUCGCCGCUCCCAACGUUAUCUUUCUGGCACGGUAGAUUACAGACGCCUGUGAGCUGUCGAUUUUUGGAUGCCCCUACAACCAAAGAAAUCCAAUCCCGACUGCUGUAACUUCUGAGACAGAGAGUCUCUAGUGCUAUCGUACAACUUCUGUGUUACACAGGAAGAUACUGAGACACCAGCUUGUCCUAAUGUCCUUUUUCCCCCUCAGAUGUUCAUCAAAGUCAAUGGUAUCCACCUUUUUCUUCAACGCUUAAGUGAGUGAGACUUCCAGUUCGUUAGCCACUAUAGGAAAAUAACAACAACGUGCAGUAAAGGAUAAAACUGUUUGCACUACAAACCAGUGUGUUCAUAAUUAAGAUAAUACAUUAAAAUAAUAUGUUAAGACAUACCAAUUUGCAAUAUAAAGCAGCAAGACGAGCUGUUUUAUACAGCUGGGGGCGGAUGAGACUGGAAGCCACACCCAUAAAAUGUACAAAUGGCCACGCCCACUCUUAAAAAGGUGGAUAGAUUUACUGCUCUGCAUCUUUGUGUCAGAGCACAAGCCCAGUGAGACCAAACAAAGACUAUGGCCAACAUUUCAAUAUUGUGUGUGUUUAGUAAAUUUCAUUUUGAAAGUGUGUAAUAUAUGAGCCAUAUGCUGAAUUCUUGCAAAAACAGAAUAAUUUAUAGAGAGCGCAAGGUUGUGCAAAAGUUGAGAUUAGAAUUGGCAUCCUUUCAAUUAAUGAGUGUGAAUUUGAAUUGGAUUAGCCACGCCCCACAGGAAAUUGAAUUGGAAUUUUGACUUGGAAUAACAGGAAGGGGAAUUUAGUAAAUUGUCACAGCAACAAUUUCUUUGAAUUUCAAAUCACUUUAAUUGACCCUUUGCAAACUGCUUGAUUGACAGGUGAUCUGACCAAUCAUAACGCAGAAUCCGCCAUUAUGUCCGACAAACAAAUCAGACAGGAGAGUAGAUUUACUUCGGUGGACUUAAACUUGAAAAAUUGUAUGUAAGGACGUCUUUCCGCAGUUGAAAUAAAAUACGUUCUGAUAUCCAUUCAUGUUUAUUUCGUAUUUUAAGUAAAUAGCACAAAAACGGUAUUUAUUGUUUGAAUUUCUUGAAAAAUGACAUUUUUAAGAUGAGACCUUGUUUCAUUACAAGUAACCCGAAGUAACCUGCUCUGUCUUGUCUGUUCUCCUCUUUGUUCCGCAAUGUAUUUUUUUUUUUUUUACUGCGUGAGAACAUGAUGUGUAGUGUGAGAGCGGCAUUGUUUGUCGGACAUACCAACAGUAACUAAAGAGGGCGGGUUUUUGCGAAAGGUCAGUUCUGCUUUGUUAAAUUCUAAAUUAAAAAAAUUCUCAAUUCAAUUUUAAAUGCCGCACAACUGAAUCCGGUUAAAGUGGAUGGUAUAUUUAAAGUGUAGUGAACGAAAACGAGUCUGUGAAGGAUGGAAGUAAAUGGUUGGAUGUCUAAUUCACUUUACUUCUUUUUCUCCACUUGAAAAUUGUGGAAAGACAUAUAUUUCAGUAUUUUAUUGCCUAAACAGCCCUUAGUGUACUUCUUUCCCCUCACAGUCUCAUUUUCAUUCAAGUCAAUGCUCUAACUAAGGAUCCAUGUCAGGAUCGACUUUAUCUAGUCUAUCAACAUAGCUCUCUGGAGUGUGUAGCGGUACAGAUUAAACAUUCGCUAUCUAAUAAGAGUACUAUAUUGCUGCACCCUUUAUCGGGUGGUGCAGGACUGUAUCAGAAUAUGUUAGCGCGAGUUUUGAGGACUCACACUGUAAGAUCAUUUUACUUUCGCUGCUAAAGGUCUAGCAAUGUAAGACGACAGGGUGCGGAGUUGAACUUCUCCCUGUUGCUGCACCAUAUGAAGCUGCUCGUGGAUGAACCAGCGUAUAACUGCCACUGCUGGAGCGGAACUAGUCCAUCCACUCCUUAGGUCUCGCUUUCCCUCUGGUUAGGAGAAGCUGAGAAGUUUAUUACAAUCAGACUCUUGAGUCUAAGAGCCCUUGUAUAUUCGAUUAAAUAGCACGUCUGUGUGAUUUCUAUUCGUAAGCGAUUUUCAAAUUCAGUUUGUGUCAAAUUCCUCUGCACCUUUAAGAAGCAACGCCUCUUCAACAAGUAUAAUCAAGCGGAGGUUGUUUGUCUGGAAAUUUUAUUUUGACAAAAAAGAGACUAAGAAAGUGGAAGGAUGCAGGAAAUAUAUGCGCAGUCUAGUAGCUGGAUGUGUGUUUAAGUCGGAUGUUUCUCAUGUAGCGGUGUGUGAAUACAAAAAAAAUUGUAAGGGGUCGUUCACACAGAAUGCGUUUUUACAUUUAGAAAUGCAAGACGCAGAAGAGUGAAAUGAAAAAAAAACAAAUGCAUUUGUGUAGUGCAUGUUUACAUAGAAAAACUGUUUAAAAAAUAGUGAAAAUAUUCACCUCGUUCUUCAACGUGAAAGUAAGCCUAUGUACAAGACUUCUAGAAAUAACAAGAAUAACAAUGUUAAACUGUUUGCGCUACAAACCAGUGUGUUUAUAAUUAAGAUAAUACAUUAAAAUAUGUUAAGACACCGAUUUGAAAUAUCAAGUAGGAAAACUAUUGUUUUGUACAGCUAAAAAUAGCUGGGCGCAGAUGAGACCGAAAGCCACGCCUAUAAAAUGUACAAAAAAUUUGCAAAAAUGCAUUCUGUGUGAAUGGCUCUUAAAACGAACCAUGUCCUAACCAUGAUAAAGCAAAAUCCCACUCUAUAUAGCUGCACAUUAAAGCUGAAGUGUGUCAUUCGCUUAAAUGAGUUGACUGUUUUUAAACAGGUUUCCCGAACACUCCGCCCGGAGACAAAUCAAAAGCCCCACCCCCAAACACACCCCAUUGGCUGAAUCCACUGUUGCUGGGCAGAUCAGGGUGUUCAAACAAACAAAUCAAUGUUUUGAAAACAGCACAAAGCUGCAGUGUUUCUCCUUUUGGGGAACUAAACCUAUGAAUGGCUUACUAUUAAUUGUAUUCAUAUCAAAAAGUGAUACAUUUCAGCUUUUAGAAUUAGAAUUUGCUUUAAAAAACAUGUCUGGUUAGGACACGGUGUGUGAGAGGGCAGGGAAAGUACAGUAGGUGAAACUGGGUUUAACUCCAGUGUCAAUAUUAAUCUGUAUCUUUAAAUAUACAGUAAAUUAUCUUUUUUUUCUAUUUGAAAAUCAGAAUUCUGAAUGUAAAAAUAGGAUCAGUUCUGAGCUAAAGCACUCACUUUCAAAGCUAGUCAGAGUUGCGUUGCUUGUACUUCUGCAAAAAUGGAAAACUCCCUCCGUCAGUUCAUUCCUCAUUCAUUCGUUUUCGUCAUACAGAUGGAAAGAGGAUGGGCCUUUGUUUCAGCUCACGUUCUGUCUGAUAAAUAUGGAAGUGAGAUUUAAACUGCAACGCGAGGGGUUUUCCCUUCUUCCAUCUGGAUGGUGGUGUUCCGGUGAUCUGUUAAGAGUAAAAUUGCAGAUACUGUCUCCAUGGUUGCAUUGGUUUGGUGUUUAACCAUGUUAUGUACAUUUUGCAUGAGUGCAUUCUUUCAUCUCCAGCUAUACAGCUUCGUUUGGCUGGAGUUUCGCUGCGAUUUUCACAUUGUGUUCAAUAUAAAUGACUCAUUUUGGUGUCUAUUCUGAAACGAACCCCCACGCCCCAUCGCAUCAAAUGGAAAAGAUUAUCAAAUGUUGUUUUUUUUUCCUUCGGCAGCUAGUAUAAUGCAUUCAUUUUACAAUACCACUUUCCUUUGAGGAAAAAGAAAUCGAUUUUCUGCUCCGAUUUCUUUGCUUGCUUUCUUUUUAAUGACUUUGCUGCCAUACCUUCCCUCAUAUAUCACAUAACCAUUAAAAUGUAGCAAAAUAUCCGGAGGAUUUUAAUAUAGAGACAGGAGUUUAUAUUUGAUUUUUCAAAUUCUCAUUUUUCCACCAUUAUCCUGUUUGUCUUUCUGUGUUGUACAUUCUGUCUUGUAAGCCCUCAGCAUGUAGCAUUCAGAAGCAAUUGUUCAUGAUUUUGCUUUCUUUCUUUCUUGUUUUGUUUGUUUAAUUUAUCCUCAUAGCACUUGUGAGUUUUAAAUGUGUCAAUAUCAUUUUGUGUACGUAUCCAUGUCAUAAGCUAACAGUUAUGUGUCCUAAUUAAAUAAACUUUGCCUUAUCAUCUGA
Labeo rohita (rohu) is the source of this 6808-nucleotide messenger RNA. RefSeq names its product BCL2 apoptosis regulator a (gene bcl2a). Gene Ontology annotation, molecular function: protein heterodimerization activity; protein homodimerization activity. Gene Ontology annotation, cellular component: mitochondrial outer membrane. The record is from RefSeq and is a predicted model, not a curated record. Lineage: Eukaryota; Metazoa; Chordata; Actinopteri; Cypriniformes; Cyprinidae. Gene Ontology annotation, biological process: extrinsic apoptotic signaling pathway in absence of ligand; negative regulation of intrinsic apoptotic signaling pathway; intrinsic apoptotic signaling pathway in response to DNA damage. The transcript is spliced from 2 exons. The coding region runs from base 720 to 1415 and encodes 231 amino acids.